This is a messenger RNA of Drosophila busckii, 2998 nucleotides long. RefSeq names its product hexokinase type 2 (gene Hex-A). Bases 545 to 2254 code for a protein of 569 amino acids. Gene Ontology annotation, biological process: glycolytic process; glucose 6-phosphate metabolic process; intracellular glucose homeostasis. Gene Ontology annotation, molecular function: glucokinase activity; ATP binding; D-glucose binding. The transcript has a single exon. Lineage: Eukaryota; Metazoa; Arthropoda; Insecta; Diptera; Drosophilidae. Gene Ontology annotation, cellular component: mitochondrion; cytosol. The record is from RefSeq and is a predicted model, not a curated record.
AUUCCGUAACAAACGUUUCACAGCAGUAGACGCGUGCAGCGGACAAAAAUAAAAGCGGUCGACGAGAUAAAGCAAAUACAUAACUAAAGAAAAAGAAUAUUUAGCGAUUCGGAAGCACAACAGAACACACAAACUAAAGCGUAUUUCAAAACGAAAAACAAACAGAAACAAAAUAUAUAGUUGCAAAGAAAUUAAAAAAAAAAAACAAAGGCAAAGGCAAGUGUGAACGCUAUUUUUUUUUCUGUUAGCGACAAUAAACGCGUGCAAAAGUUACAAAGCGAGUCGUCUAAAACGCGCGACAUACAAAAUACACUGCGCACAAUAAAUAACAUAGUUGUAAAAAGGGAAAUCCAAAUAAAAAUAAAGUACUUUUUUUUUUGUCUGGUGUGAACAGUGCGUGUGACUACGGCGGCUUUUGAGAGAAGUGUGCAAGAUUCUUUGGGUGCAAAGCAAAUAUCGCAAAAACAAAAACAAAACAGAAGAAAUAGCAUAGCACAUAGCAUAGGAAGAGGGAAUAAAAGCAAAGCAAAGCAAAGCAAAAAGCAUGGAGCAACAUCAAGAGCAGCAGCUGAACGGCGCAAUGCGCAGCGUGUCUAUAAAUAGUAACGGACUAGCCACAAAACUCAAUGGCCACAUUGGUGGUGGCAGUGGCAGCGACGAGACGGACAAUGUGAGAGUGGGAUCGGCGGCAGCAGCAACAUUAUCAUCAUCAACAAUAACAACAGCUGAGAACGGCAGCGGCCGCAAUGUGACGAGUAAAACGACAAAUGCAGCAGCGACUGCGACUGCUGCUGCGACGACUGCAGCGGCAGCGACUGCGAUCAGCGCAAAUGCAAAUGCAAAUCAAAUACAAACAACAGCAGGCAGCAACGGCAACAUUGGCAGCGCGAGUGCAGCGGAUAAAAAGAAAAUGGUGUACGAGUUAUGUCAGCAGCUGUUGCUCACGGACGAACAGGUGCAGGAGCUCUGCUAUCGCAUAUUGCAUGAGCUGCGUCGUGGUCUGGCCAAGGAGACGCACCCGAAGGCGAAUGUGAAAUGCUUUGUUACCUACGUACAGGAUCUGCCCAAUGGCAAUGAGCGCGGCAAGUUCCUCGCCCUCGAUCUGGGCGGCACCAAUUUCCGUGUGCUGCUCAUCCAUCUGCAGGAGAACAACGAUUUCCAAAUGGAGUCCCGCAUCUAUGCGAUACCACAGCACAUUAUGAUCGGGUCAGGUCAGCAGCUGUUCGAUCACAUUGCCGAGUGCUUGUCCAACUUCAUGGCCGAGCAUCAUGUGUACGAGGAGCGGCUGCCGCUGGGCUUCACCUUCUCGUUCCCGCUGCGCCAGCUGGGCCUCACCAAGGGCCUGCUCGAGACCUGGACCAAGGGCUUCGACUGUGCCGGCGUCGUCAACGAGGAUGUGGUGCAGCUGCUCAAGGAUGCCAUUGCACGCCGCGGCGAUGUCCAGAUCGAUGUCUGUGCCAUAUUGAACGACACGACGGGCACGCUGAUGAGCUGCGCCUGGAAGAAUCACAACUGCAAGAUCGGCCUCAUUGUCGGCACGGGCUCCAAUGCCUGCUAUGUCGAGAAGGUGGAGGAGGCGGAGAUGUUCGAUGCGCCCGGCAAUACCAAGCCCCAUGUGCUCAUCAACACCGAGUGGGGCGCAUUUGGCGACAAUGGCGCGCUCGACUUUGUGCGCACCGAAUUCGACAAGGACAUCGAUAGCCACAGCAUCAAUCCCGGCAAGCAGACGUUCGAGAAAAUGAUCUCGGGCAUGUACAUGGGCGAGCUAGUGCGCCUGGUGCUCGCCAAGAUGACCAACAACGGCAUCCUCUUCAACGGCCAGGGCUCCGAGGUGCUCUUCACGCGCGGCCUCUUCUUCACCAAGUACGUGAGCGAGAUCGAGGCCGACGAGCCGGGCAACUUCACCAACUGCCGCCUGGUGCUGGAGGAGCUGGGCCUCUCCAAUGCCACCGACGGCGACUGCGCCAAUGUGCGCUACAUCUGUGAGUGCGUCUCGAAGCGUGCCGCCCAUCUGGUCUCCGCCGGCAUUGCCACGCUGAUCAACAAGAUGGACGAGCCGUAUGUGACGGUCGGCGUCGAUGGCAGCGUCUAUCGUUUCCAUCCCAAGUUCCACAACCUGAUGGUAGAGAAGAUCACGCAGCUGAUCAAGCCCGGCAUUCAAUUCGAUCUGAUGCUCUCCGAGGACGGCUCCGGCCGUGGUGCGGCGCUGGUGGCGGCUGUCGCCUGUCGCGAGGAUAUACUCAACAGCAAGUAAAGCUGAUUGAUUGGCAUCGAUCGAUUGGCAGAACGUCAUUGUUAUCGUUAAGCCGUUUAUCGUUUAUCGCUAAACGGUCAACGGUUUUGGAUUAGGCGUCGCAGUUGCUAAUGCUAAGCAAAUAAUUGAGUUAGUUCACUUUGCCACACCCCCCAUCCCGCACACAUCCCGCCUCCGCCUCCGCCUCCGCAUCUGCCUCCGCCUCCGCGUCAGCCUCAGUCACAGGCUCUGCCGCAGUCGCAGUCGCAGUCAGUCCCAGCCCAGAGAGCGCUGCUUUAAAAAAAUUAGGCAAACAACAACAAAUUAGACGGCAAUUGUUUAAUAAUUAUUACAUUUUUCUUUAGUUUUAAUUGCAUUGUAUUUGUUUGCAUGUUACGGCUUAAGCGCAGAUUCUCAACUAUUCUACACAUAUAGAAGCUACACAUAUAUGUGUGUGUAUAUAUAAUAACACUUGCAUAUAUGUAUGGCAGGUGUAUAUAGGGUUGAGCUGGCGCUAAAUAAAUUAUAAAUUAUUUAUACAAAUACAUAAAUUAAUUGAUGAAUUCAAAACUGUUAUAACAUAUAUGCAAAUUGUAUUUGUUAUGAAACCUUAAGAUUGGUAAUUGCCCCCUGCCCCUCGUAGUUAUAUUAUAUGAUAUGCUACAAGCAACGUCAUAUCCUUAGCCAGGACAACAAGACAAGAAGACACAAAAUUAAGCUAGCAAAUCGCAAAUGUUAAUGAAGAAAACAAAAAACAAACAAACA